Penaeus vannamei (Pacific white shrimp) is the source of this 1085-nucleotide messenger RNA. RefSeq lists its product as uncharacterized. NCBI's taxonomy places the organism in Eukaryota, Metazoa, Arthropoda, Malacostraca, Decapoda, Penaeidae. The record is from RefSeq and is a predicted model, not a curated record.
UUAGUGGAGCAAGAAACACUUCCAGAAUGAGGACCUUGGUUUUGCUAUGUUUGGUGGCGGCAGCUUGGGCGCAGUUCGAGGCAGGAUUCGUCAAGAUCCUGCAGGACAAGCGCUACCAAGAGGGCAGCACCUUCGGGAACUUCCGUGACCAGGAGGACGGCAUCAAGUACUUCGAGGAAACCGACGCCAACGGAGUGAGGCGUGGCUACUGGGAGUAUCCUUCUGAAGGUGGCCAGCUCCUCCGCACCGAGUUCGAAGCUGGCCCCGGCAUCGGCUUCAGGAUCACCAAAUCCAACCACCACGACCCCACCCCGGUCGCCAAGCCCCAGCCGCAGUUCCAGCCAGCGCCCCAACCCGCUCCCCAGCCCCCUCCCCAGCCCAUUCGUCAGGCUCUUCCCCAGCCUCCCCCUCUCCCAGUCCAGCGCCAGCCCGUGCACCACCAGCCCCUGCACCACCAGGCCGUCCACGUCCCGACCUUCACCAGCACGACCCCAGGACCCCAGAACCUCUUCGACUACCCCGCGAACCUCGAAUUCUCCCGCCAGGGUUUGGGCCAUCGCUUCAAGUUCACCGCAGUGUAAGAGAAGCCCCAACACCCAGCUCUCCAUUCUCCCUUUCCUUUCCACAAGACCUUCCAGUUCUUUAUCUUCUGUUUUUUUAGACUUUCUCUCUCCUUUUUCCCCCUUUUCGUCUAAAAAAAAAAUCUUCUGAUCUUAGCUACCUCAGUCUCGCUCCGCCUUCCUCGGACACUCCUCCGCCUCUCCUCCUUCUUCUUCUUCUUCUUCUUCUUCUUCUUCGCGUCUUCCGUCCAUUUCACCCGUGCAUCCCGAGGGUAGAAGACUACGCUCCGUCGAAGUCUCUUACGCCGCCUCAUUCUGACUCCGCUUAAAAGCAAGACCAGCUGACGUGAGAUUGUGAACUGCGCGUCCGUAUCGCCUCAUCUUCGUCGCUCUUUUGUUUGCCAAAUCAUAGUUCGCUUUGUGCUACGGUUUUCCUUGCUGCUUUUUCUUUGAAACAUAUGCGUCUGUUAAUGGGUUUAUGUGAUGUAUAUAUUGAAUUUUGGGGAUAAGAGAUAUUUUCUAAAU